CCAGGGCGGAUCUGGGGCUCUGUGGCCCCCAGGCCGGUGGUAAUGGGCCAGCCAUCGCACCUCCGGGGUUCCGGGCUCUGAGGGCCGCCUCGGCGCUAGAGCCAUGGAUGCCAACCUGCCGGGCACCUUUCUGCUCAACGGCCCCUCGCUGGGCCCCUUCCCCGAGGCCAAGGCGCCUGUUUGCCAGUACUCAGUGCAGAGUUCCUUCUACAAGCUGGGACCCCCUGGGCUGGGUGCCCAGCUGGCUGCUGGCACCCCCCACGGCAUCUCGGACAUCCUCGGCCGGCCCGCGGCGACACCCAACAGCAGUCUCCUCCCCGGCUACCCCCACACGGGCGGAUUUAACGGACUGAGCUCCCCGGGCGUCUAUUACGGGCCCCAGGUGGGCGCUCUCCCCAAGGCUGGUGGCGAGUACCUGCCGCGGGGCCGGAGCUGCUGGGCGGAGGCGGCCCCGGAGUGGCGGGGGGCCCGGCAGUGCGGCGGCCCCCCUGCUCACUUGGCUGACAGCAUCCACAAGAAGAAGCACACGCGCCCAACCUUCACGGGACACCAGAUCUUUGCUCUGGAGAAGACUUUUGAGCAGACCAAGUACCUGGCGGGUCCGGAAAGAGCACGGCUGGCCUAUUCUCUUGGCAUGACUGAGUCUCAGGUGAAGGUCUGGUUCCAGAACCGACGGACCAAAUGGAGGAAGAAGAGUGCCCUGGAGCCCUCCUCAUCCUCGCAGCGGGCGGGGGGCUCUGGCGGAGAGCGGGCAGCCUCUGAGACCGAGGACGAUGAGUACAACAAGCCCCUGGACCCAGACUCAGAUGACGAGAAGAUCCGGCUGCUGCUGAGGAAGCACCGUGCAGCCUUCUCAAUGCUGGGCUUGGGCACACACAGCGGCUGAGCACCAGCACAGCCUGCCCCUCUGGGCUGGGGAGUGCCCGGCCCAGCCACCUCCGUCCUGCCAGGGGUGACUCCCCUCAGCAGCAGGUGCCUGGCUGUUGGGAUGGGGUGGCUGACAGCCUGAUGGGGAGCAUGGCUUGCAGGGCUGGGAGCAGCACACAUGGUAGCAUCAGGUGCAGCUGUGUUACGGGCAUUGAUGAAAUAAAGGUCCUAGUCAAGUCCCAGCACUUGUUUUGUG
Messenger RNA from Catharus ustulatus (Swainson's thrush), 1123 nucleotides. It is a transcript of the gene NKX6-3, whose product is annotated as NK6 homeobox 3. The record is from RefSeq and is a predicted model, not a curated record. Gene Ontology annotation, molecular function: RNA polymerase II cis-regulatory region sequence-specific DNA binding; DNA-binding transcription factor activity, RNA polymerase II-specific. The coding region runs from base 104 to 886 and encodes 260 amino acids. Gene Ontology annotation, cellular component: nucleus. NCBI's taxonomy places the organism in Eukaryota, Metazoa, Chordata, Aves, Passeriformes, Turdidae. Gene Ontology annotation, biological process: cell differentiation; regulation of transcription by RNA polymerase II. The transcript is spliced from 3 exons.